Messenger RNA from Cricetulus griseus (Chinese hamster), 236 nucleotides. NCBI's taxonomy places the organism in Eukaryota, Metazoa, Chordata, Mammalia, Rodentia, Cricetidae. The record is from RefSeq and is a predicted model, not a curated record.
GGUUACAGAAUUCAUCUACAAUGGGGAAUGUUUUUGAAAAACUGUUUAAAAGCCUAUUUGGGAAAAAGGAAAUGCGGAUUCUCAUGGUGGGCUUGGAUGCAGCUGGCAAAACCACCAUCUUGUACAAACUGAAGCUGGGAGAGAUUGUGACAACCAUCCCUACCAUAGGUAUGUCCGUGACUGUGGUCUUUCCAGUUCAUAGUUUAGCAUGUUAUCCUUGAUGUGUUGCUUUUUAA